This is a messenger RNA of Tribolium castaneum (red flour beetle), 2894 nucleotides long. RefSeq names its product Nostrin (gene Nost). The coding region runs from base 1 to 2754 and encodes 917 amino acids. The record is from RefSeq and is a predicted model, not a curated record. Gene Ontology annotation, cellular component: plasma membrane; cytoplasm. Lineage: Eukaryota; Metazoa; Arthropoda; Insecta; Coleoptera; Tenebrionidae. The transcript is spliced from 11 exons. Gene Ontology annotation, molecular function: protein binding.
AUGAAAAAAAUCUGCAAUAAAAUAACGAAACAGCAGUGGAGAAUCACCGUUCCGAAUAUCAACUCGAAAAAAGCCGCUACCGAGCGAAAAUCGGGCUCUUACGACUUGGAAGCGGCCCAAAAGGAAUACGACCGCACUAGAACUGUGCCAAACAGUGUUUUUGUAAACAGUGAUAGUGAUAGUGACACCGACGACGAAAAAUUCCAAGACGCAAUGGAAAAUGGUACAAGUUACCUGAACGAACCAACGGAACCAGUGGAAUACGACGUCCCCAAAAUCAGCUUCAAAUUUCUAUCAAAGGGUGAACCCCCCGAAAACGAUGUGGUGCUCAAAAGUGAAGUGUGCUUCGAAGUCGCAACCCCUGAACCCUCCCCCGUCAAAAGUGACAUCGAAAUUUUGCCAGUGGUGGGCAUUAUCAAGUGCGGAAGUGACCCAAACCUGGUGCUUCGUGACCACGAAGACGACGGUCUUUACAAAAUCCCGAGACAAUUGGCCAGGUGUCGUCUAUCACAAUCUUUAAACGAUUUCAAAGUCGAGGAGUUCCAAGCCUACACUUCGAACCACUCGAGCAUCGAACAUGUCUCCUGUAGUCAGGUUAUUGUGCAAAGUCCGGACGUACCACCGGAGAAUUUCGACUAUUGCAAAGCCCGGAGUAAAUUACCGAUGAAGUUACGGAGGCCCACUUUUUUGAGAAAACCCAAAAAAGCAGUCGAUACUUGGAACCAAAUCCGGACGAAGUUUAGCAAUAUUAUGAUCGAACAUGCGGCCCAGCAGCGAGUUGGGGCAUUCAGUGAUAAGGAUAAGGUCACUCUUAAUCUUGAAGAAGUGUACAAAACGUCCAAAACUAAGUGCAAGAACGCGUUUAAAAGCACAACGAGGAUGUUCAAGCGGAAUCAGGAUUCGCUUGAUAGUGAAAAUUCGGGGCAGUUUGUUAAAAAUGAGGCGUUUUUUGCAAGAGUGCCGCUCACGCCGAAUGAUAUUGAGUAUAAAUUUGAUUUCAACAAUGAAAAGGGCACCAAUGAUGAUGAGAAGGCUGAGUUUGAUUUUUCAUCGAUUAAAUCGGCGUUUCGGAGAAGUAAAUUCGUGGCGGAGGGGCAAAAUGGGUUUGAAGAUCUUAGAAGAUACGUGAAACAGGGGGGCGAUUUCUGCAAGGAACUCGCCACCAUACUCCAAGAAAGGGCCGAAGCUGAGACCCAAUACGCCAAAAACUUAUCAAAACUCAGCUCUAAACUAUCCCGAGCAUGUCGCGACGGCGUCGGCGGCCUAAACGAAGCCUGGAAAGCCGUCGCUAUUGAACUGGAAACUCGGGCUGAAAUCCACCGCCUGAUGGGCCAAGCCCUCUCGGAGGAGACGGCGAAACCGCUCCGGAACAUGACGGAGAACCAGCACCGGACCCGGAAACAGUGCGAAGGGACGGUGGACAAAGCGGCCAAAUCCUUGGCCGAAUGGAGGACAGCUGAGGCCAAGAGCAAGAAGCAAAGCCAUACGUGUGCCAGAGACAACGAAAAGUUGCAAGAUGCCGCCGUUUUGGAUACGUCGAGGUCGGGGAAGUUGACGUUGAAUAGGAGCAGCAGUUUGAUCCAGCUGGCGCACAUGCACAAUAAAAACACCCCGGAUAAGGAAAAUACGAAGCUGGAAGGGAAGAAGCGCAAGGCGGAGGAUGCAGUGAAGAAGGCUGAUAUCGAGUAUUACACGCUUUGCGUCCGGGCAGAGAGGGCAAGACUGGAAUGGGAAUCGGCCGUUUUGCGGGGCGUCAACACGUUUCAGUCGCUUGAAGAAGAGAGACUGAAUCAUCUGAAAACCGUUCUAACGUCGUAUCUUCAUCACAGUGCCGAACUAGGGCCUAGACUAAUAGAAGCAUCUGAGAGACUCAAAGCCCCGGUCACGCAAGCUGAAUCGGGUAAAGAUUUGAGCACUUUUAUUAAUUUGAGACAAUCCUCGCAACAAGUUUCCGAACAGCUUUUGCCGGAUUUUUACUGCGAACAUAUUACUUUGGCUAUGAAUAGGGAACGGCGGAAGCAGGCUUUGGUCAAAUUACUACACCUAAUCCGGCAAGAUAUCGAAAGGGAGAGGAAGUCUAAGAAUGGUUUGGAAAACUUAUCUAAAGCCAUUAAGCAAACGCCAAAUUUCGGUGCUGAGGAUUCGCAACAAAGUGUCAGCGAAAAACUGUAUCAUAUGAAGUCGAUGUUAACGUAUUUGGAGGGAGCACGAUACAAACUACACAAUGCUUUAGCAGAACUUGACAGUAAACCAAGGUCUGGGCAUCCCCUAGCAGCCCAUAUUACCAUAACGAGGGAUAAAUCGGGAUUGCAACAAAGCAUACUUAAGGUGCCUCAGUGGUUGAAAGAAGAAUGGUUCGAGACGGAGAAGAGCCCCCUGAGUGAAAAAUCCGUCAGAUCAAGCAAAUCGGAUAAUUCCGAUCCGCACAACAAUGACAUAGCCGACCCCGAAUGGACCGACAGGGGGGCUGCUGACGGCAACUCUAAUCAGCCUGACUCCGAUUUCGAUGAGUUUUCGUCUCAAUGCAGCAGUGCUGAAAACAUUUGCAACACGGAAGAGAGUCCAGUGCAGCCAAUCGCACAAUGCAAAGCUCUGUACGCUUACACUCCCAAUUUAACCGACGAGUUGGCGUUACAACCAGGCGAUCUCCUCUCGGUUUAUCGGCAGCAAGACGACGGCUGGUGGCUGGGAGAGUGCAAGGGAAACGUCGGGAUUUUCCCCGCAACUUACGUCGAGCUGAUCAAUUCGAACUAAAGACUGGAGAACGAUUCCACGUUGGGAUAAACGCUGUACAAAUAAUUUUAACGUUCUUCCCUCCCCACUUUAUACAAAUUUUUUAUUCACACCUUAUUAAUAUUUUGUUAACAGCAGUGAUAAUAAAAGUGUAACUCCUC